UCACUUGAAGUGUCAUUUCAAGUGUUAAGUCAUAUGUUUUUAUGGAUCACGUGAUUGCCUGCUAUCAGAUCCACAAAUAAACAUAUCGUCCAUCAGUUGAUUACAAUUGUGAUUAAUCUGAUCCCUAAAUGAGCCAAACAAGUGUCACAAAUGGCUAAGACAUGGACACACGUGUUGGUGACAGUUGGCAGCACUCGCUUUGAUAAGCUCUUGGAUCAGAUGAGUGAUGUGAAUACUCUUGGGUUGUUGUCAUCGUUUGGUUGCACUCAUCUGACCAUUCAAUACGGAUCGUCCGGUUGUCCGCCAAUCCAUUCAAAUCCAUUCAAUAUUACUUUGUUGUCAUCGUUUGGUUGCACUCAUCUGACCAUUCAAUACGGAUCGUCCGGUUGUCCGCCAAUCCAUUCAAAUCCAUUCAAUAUUACUGUUAAUGCCUUUGACUACAAGACUAGUAUUAUGGACGACAUGAUGAGCGCCGAUGUGGUUAUUGGACACGCGGAUCCUAACAUACGGUUGUCUGUCUGUCCGUCAGGUGCGGGAACAGCUCUGGAAGUGCUUCGACUACAUAAGCCGUUCUUAAUGGUAGUGAACGAUGAGCUGAUGGCAAACCAUCAAAAAGAGUUGGCCAUCGAUUUGCAAAGCGAAGGAUAUUUGCGAUACUGUUAUCCAAACCAAUUGCAAGAGAGUCUCAGAAGUUUUGGCGACCAAACGAUGGCAUCGUUGAAGACAUUUCCCGACCCAAUGCCUCACUUAUUCUCUGAUUUUAUUGAUAGCAUAUUCUUUAAA
Medioppia subpectinata is the source of this 783-nucleotide messenger RNA. Lineage: Eukaryota; Metazoa; Arthropoda; Arachnida; Sarcoptiformes; Oppiidae. The record is from the annotation of a GenBank genome assembly.